CUUCUAAUCCAACGCUUCCCGUUUAUCUAAUUUUCAAAUCUAAAUCUCCACCAGAUGACCUUACUCAAGCAUAUCCUCCUCUCUUUGACUCUAUCAGAUCUAAACGGCCACACAUAAACACAAGUUUGAGUCUUUAAGCUUCAAAGUUACCAACUUUACCGUCAUCCCAAGACAGCCAGAUGGUGGAAGCGCAGACAUGGACUACAAGGCGGAUGAGCAACCCAAAACUGGACUCAACGGCCACUGCCGACCACGAGGUUCUGGACAUUCCGGUGACCCCAACUGCGGACGUUAGGAACAACAUCUACACCGUUGGAUCUCAUCUCUCUCCUAACCUUUUGACGGCACUUAUCAUUGCUUCCUGGUUCAUGUCCAACAUUGGGGUCCUUUUACUCAACAAGUAUCUCCUCAGCUUCUAUGGCUACCGUUAUCCAAUCUUCCUUACCAUGCUUCACAUGAUAUCAUGUGCUUCUUACAGCUACGUAGCCAUAAACUUCCUCGAAAUAGUCCCAAGGCAGCACAUUUUGUCGAGGAAGCAGUUCCUCAAGAUCUUUGCUCUGAGCGUCAUCUUUUGUUUCUCUGUGGUGUGCGGGAACACUUCCUUAAGGUACAUUCCGGUGUCGUUUAACCAAGCUAUUGGUGCUACGACGCCUUUCUUCACCGCCAUUUUCGCUUUCUUAAUCACUUGCAAGAAGGAAUCCGCCAAGGUUUAUUUCGCACUUUUGCCCGUGGUGUUUGGGAUCGUAUUGGGUAGCAAUAGUGAACCCCUGUUUAACCUUUUUGGCUUCUUGGUCUGCAUCGGUUCCACCGCUGGUCGUGCCUUGAAAUCCGUAGUUCAAGGGAUAUUGUUAACCAGUGAAGCCGAGAAGCUACACUCGAUGAACUUGUUGUUGUAUAUGGCGCCUGUGGCCGCCAUGAUAUUGUUACCAUUUACUCUAUACAUCGAAGGGAACGUUGCGAGCGUCACGUUAGAGAAAGCUAGGAUUGAUUCUUUCAUUAUUUUCUUGUUGCUUGGGGAUGCUACGGUGGCCUAUUUGGUGAAUUUGACAAAUUUUUUGGUUACUAAGCAUACAAGUGCUCUCACUUUGCAGGUGUUGGGCAACGCCAAAGCCGCAUUGGCAGCGAGUGUAUCGGUUAUGAUCUUUAGGAAUCCGGUGACCGUGAUGGGAAUGACCGGAUUCGCCGUUACAAUAAUGGGGGUGGUGCUUUACAGCGAGGCCAAGAAGAGAUCUAAGGCACAGCUCGCGGCACAUUGACAUCAAUAAGUUCAAUUUUCAAAAGAUAAGAUGGAAUUCAUUUUGAUUGCCUUUUUCUUUUCCUUUUUGUCGUUCACUACAAUAUCUUGCCUUUUUUAUAUUUUUUGUAAACUUUUGGUUACAUUCAAUGGAGGGAAAGAAUCCAAGAGGAGAUUUUGGAUAAAAAUGAGAAAAUUGUGAUUGGAAUUGUAUAGGAACGAGUGAGGGAAAAGUAUUGUUUCUGGGAUGGUUUAAGAGAAUAAAAUUCUCUCUAUGUAAUCUUAAUAUAUAUAUAUAUAUAUAUGCUUUUGCUGCAUUAAUAUGGACUGAUAACAAGACCCAAACUUGCUGCUGUUAUAUUCUGUAGCUUGAACUCUUACAGGAUUGACAUUCUUUGGUAUUGUUUCUGAUGUUGUAACUUCAUUUUCUGAUAAAUUUUGUUAUCAGUUCUAAAUCACAAAUGCCUUUAGGAGCAAAAACAUGUUUUUGUAUGAUUGAACAGCCUAUAGGCCUAUUUCUUGAUAUGCUUUGAGGUCACUGACCAUGCAUCUACUUUCCUCCUAGGUGUGCCUUUCAUUGAUGAACAAGCAUGCCCUAUGCUUUUCAGUUUAUUUUAUUGGUGGAUGUUAACUUUGAAUUUAAAGCCAUUCUGGGAUCAUUUAAUUCAUUUCCGAGUAUGAAACAGGUGUUUCAGCCUGAAGGCAACUUGUUCCCUGACCUGUUUAACUUGACGUCGCUGUUUAUGUGCCUCAAUGAUGCCGGUUGCCAUGAAUGUGUCUAGCAGUUUAAACUAUUAACUUGCAGCAGGGAAGGAGUUAAGGUUGCUUUGUGGUGGUUGAAACAUAAUUCUCGGGGUGGCUAGCUUUAAAUUAAUCUGUGUUGGUUGAAAGCAAGAAUUUUGAAACACGUCAAACAGGGUUGUCUCGUUCAAAUUUGGACAUCGGUUAGAAGGCAAUUCAAACAAAAACAUGACCUAUCCCUGUUUGUUUUAAUCCCCCGUCUUCCUUGCAAUGGAUACAAGAAGUUGAUAUUCUUGCUUAGCAUAAAACAGGACAUAGGAGCCAUUUGGCAGAGACUUGGAACAUUUGCACAGAAAUUGGUUCAAUACAUGUUUACAGCAACAUCAACCGCAACACAUUUUACAGG
This is a messenger RNA of Hibiscus syriacus, 2381 nucleotides long. RefSeq names its product probable sugar phosphate/phosphate translocator At1g12500. The record is from RefSeq and is a predicted model, not a curated record. The transcript has a single exon. Gene Ontology annotation, cellular component: Golgi apparatus. Bases 180 to 1256 code for a protein of 358 amino acids. Gene Ontology annotation, molecular function: antiporter activity. NCBI's taxonomy places the organism in Eukaryota, Viridiplantae, Streptophyta, Magnoliopsida, Malvales, Malvaceae.